AUGGCUCUGAUCGCGGCGGAUUUGCUUGGGGCUUACCCCGGGUCAACCUGGGCCCUGGCCGCUGUCAUACUCGCCGCCGGCAUCAUCCUCUUCAACGUCAUCUACAACUUCUUCCUGCACCCCCUCUCCCCAAUCCCCGGCCCCAAACUCUGGGCGGCCUCGUACAUCCCCUACACUCUAGUCUGGCUGACGGGCCGCCUCCCCUUCGUCGUUCACUCCCUUCAUGAAAAAUACGGCGACGUGGUCCGCCUGACACCCUCCCGCGUGUCCUUCACGCACCCGGACGCCUGGAAUGCCAUCCGCGGCCACCGCAAGGCAGGCCAGGGCGAGAACGGCAAAGACCCCUUGUUCUAUGCCAUGACGAGGCACAACAUCCUCGGCGCUGACCGCGCUGACCAUAACCGUUUCCGGCGGAUUCUGGCGCAUGGGUUUUCGGCCAAGGCAAUGCAGGACCAGCAGCCGCUUAUUGUGAAGUACGUUGAUUUGUUGAUUGACCGGUUGCGUGAACGCACCGGGAGCCAGAAGGGGGAGGAUGGACAGACAAAACCUCACCCAGCCGUGGUAGACCUCGCGGCGUGGUUCAACUUCACCACGUUCGACGUGAUCGGCGACCUGUCCUUUGGCGAGCCUUUUGGCUGUCUCGAGAGCUCGCAGUACCAUCCGUGGGUGUACGCCAUCCUGAACGGCGUAAAACAGUUUGGCCCGAUCAUGGCUAUUCGGUUCCAUUUCCCCCCCGUGCUGUUCGACCUCAUACGCGUGCUCUCCCGGGUCUCCCCAAAGAGUUACUUCGGAAAGCAUUGGGAGACGCAGACCGAGUUUGCCCGACAGAAGAUUGCCAAGCGCCGGCGGCUGGGGGAGAGCAGGCCUGAUUUUGCCGAGGCUAUGCUUAAGGCUAAGAGUGAGGAUGGGAGGAUGUUGAGCGAGGAGGAGUUGGCUUCUAAUGCGAGGCUGUUGGUUUUGGCUGGGAGCGAGACCACGGCUACGGCGUUGACGGGGGCGGCGUAUUUUUUGGCGACACAUCCGGAUGUGCAGAGGAAGCUGGCUGAAGAGGUCAGGUCGAGUUUCAAGGCGGAGGGAAAGAUUGAUUACUUUAGUGUCAAUCAGCUCAAGUACAUGCUGGCGGUGUUGGAUGAGUCGAUGAGGAUGUAUCCGCCGGUUCCGAGCAACCUGCCUAGGGUUUGUAUGCCGGGAGGGGACGUCAUCUUGGGCUAUCGGGUGCCCGAAGGGACUCACCUAGACAUCUGGCCGUGGGCCAUGAACUACUCGUCGCGGAACUUCACCUCUCCUAACGAGUUCAUCCCCGAACGCUGGCUCGACCAGGACGAGCACAAGGGCCGGCGUUUCGACAAGGAGAGACACUCGGCAUUCCAGCCAUUCUCUGUCGGACCACGCAACUGCAUUGGCAAGAACCUGGCCUAUGUCGAGAUGAGGUUGAUCCUAGCCAGACUUCUCUGGAACUUUGACUUGUCCCUGGCAGAUGAAGCAUCUACGCAGUUGACCAAUGGCCAAAUCUUUAGUUUAUGGGUCAAGAAGCCGCUCAAUGUGCGGCUGACUCCGGUUGUCAGAAGUCAUGUCUAG
Canariomyces notabilis is the source of this 1578-nucleotide messenger RNA. Its product is annotated as cytochrome P450. The record is from RefSeq and is a predicted model, not a curated record. Gene Ontology annotation, molecular function: iron ion binding; heme binding; oxidoreductase activity, acting on paired donors, with incorporation or reduction of molecular oxygen. The transcript has 4 exons. NCBI's taxonomy places the organism in Eukaryota, Fungi, Ascomycota, Sordariomycetes, Sordariales, Chaetomiaceae. Bases 1 to 1578 code for a protein of 525 amino acids.